Sphenostylis stenocarpa is the source of this 1077-nucleotide messenger RNA. NCBI's taxonomy places the organism in Eukaryota, Viridiplantae, Streptophyta, Magnoliopsida, Fabales, Fabaceae. The record is from the annotation of a GenBank genome assembly.
AUGAUGGGGUCAGUAUCCGGAACCGUUUGCGUAACAGGAGCUUCUGGUUUCAUCGGGUCAUGGCUUGUUAUGAGACUCAUGGAGCGUGGCUACACCGUUCGAGCCACCGUGCGUGACCCAGGGAACACGAAGAAGGUGAAGCAUUUGUUGGAGCUGCCAGGUGCAAAGACGAAACUGUCUCUGUGGAAGGCUGAGCUCGGUGAAGAGGGAAGCUUUGAUGAAGCCAUCAAAGGGUGCAGUGGGGUUUUUCAUGUGGCAACCCCUAUGGACUUUGAGUCCAAGGACCCUGAGAAUGAAGUGAUAAAGCCUACUAUAAACGGAAUUCUGGACAUCAUGAAAGCAUGCUUGAAGGCAAAAACAGUGCGAAGGCUUGUAUUUACAUCGUCAGCAGGAACCCUUAACAUUAAUGAGAACCAAAAGCCCGUUAUUGACGAAAGCUGCUGGAGUGACGUUGAGUUUUGUCGGAGCGUUAAGAUGACUGGUUGGAUGUAUUUUGUUUCUAAAACACUGGCUGAGAAAGAAGCAUGGAAAUUUGCCAAAGAUCAUGGCAUGGACUUCAUCACUAUCAUUCCACCACUUGUUGUUGGUCCCUUUCUGAUGCCAACAAUGCCACCUAGCCUAAUCACUGCUCUUUCCCCCAUCACAGGAAAUGAGGGCCAUUAUUCGAUCAUAAAGCAAGGUCAAUUCGUGCACUUAGAUGAUCUCUGUCUGGCUCACAUAUUUUUGUUUGAACAACCAAAAGUAGAAGGGAGGUACAUAUGCAGUGCAUGUGACACUACUAUUCAUCACAUUGCCAAACUGAUCAACGAAAAAUACCCUGAGUACAAUGUCCCCACCAAGUUCAAGAACAUACCAGAUGAACUGGAGCUUGUGAGAUUUUCUUCGAAGAAGAUCACAGACUUGGGAUUCCAAUUUAAGUACGGCUUAGAGGAAAUGUACUGUGGAGCAAUUGACUCGUGCAGAGAUAAAGGGCUUCUUCCUAAACCUGCACAAGGUAGUGUCAUUCAGAAAGCAGAAACUUCACUACGUAGUGUCAUUCAGAAAGCAGAAACUCCAAGUGGCAUCAUUCAGAACUAA